Medioppia subpectinata is the source of this 1725-nucleotide messenger RNA. The record is from the annotation of a GenBank genome assembly. Lineage: Eukaryota; Metazoa; Arthropoda; Arachnida; Sarcoptiformes; Oppiidae.
CACAACACCCGCGCCCACGCCGGCCAAACUGUCGUUAAUUCCGUACGGAACUUCUCCCUGACCUUCACCAGACGAUACUCUUCUCCGCCAGAAACCACAAUGGCUUCGGAAGACAUCGCUGGUGUGGGAAGAGUGCAGAAGACAACGAUCGCCAACUCCUCCAAAGAGAUCAAUUCAUUCUCCGAUUUUCCGGCGCCUAAAGAGUUCGCCAAUUAUAUGGACCACAAGAAGAUGUUUGAAUACUUUUCGUUAUACGCCAAACACUUCCGACUUCUGCCACACAUUCGGUUCGAGCAUUCAAUCAUCAAAAUAGACAAAACCGAAGACUACGACAGCACUCAUAGAUUCAAAGUUUCGGUUCAGAGCCAUAAAGAUAACGAUUCUGUUAUAACUGAAGUAUUUGAUGGCGUAAUGGUAUGCUCUGGUCAUCACACGACCCCUCGUUGGCCUCACUUUGACGGACAACAUCUUUUUAAAGGUAAAAUAAUUCAUUCGCGAGAUAUUGUCUCUCAUUGGGAUCUAAAAGAAUACGAAGACAAGACUGCAGUAGUGGUCGGAAUUGGCAAUUCUGGAUGUGAUUCGGCCGUUGAAUUGAGUUAUGUCUGCGAUAAGACAUACAUAUCGUUACGAAGCGGUGGUUGGGUUUUGCACAGAGUUGGCCAAAACGGAUGGCCAAUUGAUUAUCAAUUUCACACCAGAUUUUUGCACAAAUUGCGGAGUCUUUUCCCGUUUCGACUCAUUUGUUGGUUUUACGAGACUUUCGUUUAUAACAAUCGCUUCGAUCACAGGCUUUACGGAAUUGAACCAAAUUUUGGCUGUUUUUCUGAAAUACCAAUUGUUAGCGAUUUAUUACCCGUUAGAAUGAUUUGCGGCAAAAUUGUCGCUAAGAAAGACAUCCAAAGAUUUGUCGAGAAUGGGGUUAUAUUUGUCGGUGAUACAGAUGUAACCGAAUGUGAUUUAGUAGUGAUGGCUACGGGUUAUGACCACUCGUUUCCGUUUGUCGACAAAAGUCUUUUCGAUCACUCGAGUAAUGAGGCGUUGAAUUUGUAUAAACAGAUAUUUCCCGAACAAUUGUCGCACUCGAGUCUGGGAUUCAUUGGCGCUCUUCAACCAAAUGGUGGUAUAUUUGCAUUGUUUGAGAUGCAGUCCCGGCUCUACGCUCUCCUUAUGACCGGCAAAUGCCGGCUCCCAUCGCACGACCACAUUGUGGCCGAUAUUGCGCUCACAAAACAACGACGAGACCAAGUAUUUUACAAAUCGGCCAGAAAUUCAUUAGCAGUCGAUUGGUUGUCAUAUAUGGACGAUAUCGCAGACAUGAUUGGCGUUAAACCCGAUAUUAAACAAUAUUUAUUGAGUGAUACACAGCUAUUCAUAAAAUUGNUAUUUUACAAAUCGGCCAGAAAUUCAUUAGCAGUCGAUUGGUUGUCAUAUAUGGACGAUAUCGCAGACAUGAUUGGCGUUAAACCCGAUAUUAAACAAUAUUUAUUGAGUGAUACACAGCUAUUCAUAAAAUUGGUCUUUGGACCCACUCUUCCCUAUCAGUACAGACUUCGUGGUCCGCAUUCAUGGUGUGGUGCGAGGGAUGCGCUCAUGCAGUCUGACUAUAGAGUUAAAUAUGCACUCAAUCCAAAUGAAGCUAAAAAUGUGUCCAACUUUUAUUUAAGCGCUAACUUUUAUAAAUGUGUGUUUUUAUUGGUUUUGUUUUUGUUCUUAUACCGUGAGAAU